This is a messenger RNA of Lachancea nothofagi CBS 11611, 1944 nucleotides long. Lineage: Eukaryota; Fungi; Ascomycota; Saccharomycetes; Saccharomycetales; Saccharomycetaceae. The record is from the annotation of a GenBank genome assembly.
AUGAACAAUUCUACGGAUAAAUCACCUUCGCCUUCUCCUACGUCAAGAGCUAGCAAAUCGUCCUCUCCCAAUGCGAAUUCAUCCGGCGAUGGUAGCGUAAAGCGGGCAAAAAGAACCAUAUCCCAAAACGUGGAUUAUAACCUAAAAAAGAGACGAAUAAUUCCAGCUGAAGACAUCACGUCUAAAAGGGGCCGCAAGAGCAGCGCUAGCACUACACUGAAUCACGAUGUACCAGAGGACGCUUUGGAAGAAAAACCUUCUAGCAAACACGUAAUAGAAUAUGAGCCAGAUGGUCGUAUUAUAUUCAAUGAACCAGAAUUUGUCGAUCCCAUCAAUGGAAUGACUGGCUUACCUUUAGGUAUGGGGCCUCCUGAAAAAGUGAAAAAGGAGUCGUAUUGGUCAUACAAAAAGAAUAAUGGACAGAGCACAAAUGGGACCCCCAGUUCCGCUAGUAGUGCAGCAACUUAUGAAUCACAAAUACCGGAAGACAAUGCAUUCGAAGAACAGCUAGAGACUAAGAAAUCUGAGCAACUUACCAAACAGAGCUCUUUACGUUCCAACACUAAGCCCAAAGACAUCUACCGAACUAAGAGACAAUACCGCAAGAAAAAUGAUCAGCUUCUUCAUAGAAAUAAGCACUUCCCUAUACACACCAAGAUAAAAGCUUCAACCACUAAAGAGAACAAACUUUUCGGUCAAAACUCCAUAACAAACCAAAAGACUAUAGCACCUGCAGUAGUGUCAUCGGCUAAUUCCGCGGUAGAAAAUGAUGAUUUUUGUUCAAGUUGUCGUCAACCAGGCAUUUUCCUUUGCUGUGAUACCUGUCCUAAAUCUUUUCAUUUUGCCUGCUGCAACCCCCCAUUAGACCCUGAUAAUCUGCCAGAAGGUGACUGGUCCUGCGCUGAGUGUCAAUUUAAGAUCAGAUGUCCCAACAAGUCUGUGGCUCAUAAAUUAGAGAAAGAGUACACAUCUACUUUAGACAAUUCUCAGGGGAAAUCAAUCUUUGGGAAAUUACUCUUCAAAUUAGAGUUUACAAAUCCAAGGCAAUUCAUACCCCCUGUUCUCAUCAGAGACGCCUUUGUGGACGUCAAAAUGGGGUUACAUGGCGAAUAUACCGAUGGUUCGAUGCGCGGCCCACUCAAUGAAAAGCAAGCGUUAAACACCGGUUAUGGACAAAGCUUGACGAAAAUGGACCAGUACAAUCCUGACCAGCAUAUUGACCAGGAGUCUGGCGAGCUUUUGAUAUGCUUCAAGUGUCGGGAAUCAAAGAUGGGGAGCAUUGAUCAUCCAGAAAAGGAAAGAUUGAUCACAAAAUGUGACUAUUGUAAGACUCCGUGGCAUUUAGACUGUCUUCCUGAAGUACCGCGAGCGUCUUUCAAAAACUUGGGUAGUAAAUGGAUGUGCCCUUUGCAUGCUGAUAGCCUAAUUCCGAAUAAAAAAAGAAGGCUCGUGCGUCAUCAAAGACAUUUCACCCCCGACUCGACGCACAACUUUUCAAAUAACGGCGACGUAGACAUUGUCUUGGACGAAAUAUCUGCUCCAAUCUCCAAAGAAGUCAUUCAUGAUAGUAAAAUAAACAAAGAACUGGCCAUCAUGAGACUUCCGGAAAAUUCUAUCCAAUUGGAUUUUGUUGAUAAAGUUUACCGAGCAAAGGGCGCGUUAUUAGAUAAACAGUUUCGUCAGCAAGAAACGCUCAUCACUAAAACCUUGGGGUCUUUAUCAAAACAGUGUCCAGACUCAAAAGUUAGCUCCUUCCUAUAUUUCACAUUGCAGAAUAAUGGCUACCUUCAGAAAAUGUGGGAUUUCAAGGAGCUCUGUCACGUCGCUGAUAAAGAACUUCAAACAUCUUGUCAGCUACGAAGUGAAGAGAUUUCCGAGCUCCUGGCACUGCGAAGAAUUUUAGAAUCCAAGUCGAAAGAAGAGGUCAUGGAUUUUUUGGUAUGA